AUGGACGGCGGGGAAGCCGCAGAGACGGCCGCGGCGGCGCUCGGGCCGUCGUCGUUCAUGUCGGUGUUCAAGCACGCGGACGGGGUGGACGUUGCGCUGAUGGUGCUGGGCCUGUUGGGCGCCAUGGGCGACGGCAUGUCCACGCCGGCGAUGCUGCUCAUCACCAGCCGCGUCACCAACGAUUUCGGCCGCGGCCCCGACCAAGUCCAGGACUUCAGCGCCAGGAUCAACGCGAACGCAAGGAACAUCGUCUUCUUGGCGUGCGCCUCCUGGGUCAUGGCGUUCCUAGAGGGGUACUGCUGGGCGCGAACGGCGGAGCGGCAGGCGUCGCGGAUGCGGCCGAGGUACCUGCGGGCGGUGCUCCGGCAGGACAUGGAGUACUUCGACCUCAGGCCGGCCGGCUCGGCGUCGGAGGUGGUGACCAGCGUCUCCAGCGACAGCCUCGCCGUGCAGGACGCGCUGGCCGAGAAGGUGCCCAGCUUCGUGAUGAACGCCACCAUGUUCGUCGGCAGCUACGCCGUGGGGUUUGCGGUGCUGGGGCGGCUCACGCUGGCGGCGCUGCCGUCCGUGCUGCUGCUCGUCGUCCCCGGCAUCAUGUACGGCCGCGUCCUCGUCGGCCUGGCCCGCCGGAUCCGGGGCCAGUACGCGCGCCCGGGCGCCAUCGCCGAGCAGGCCGUGUCGUCGGCGCGCACCGUGUACGCGUUCGCGGCGGAGAGGCGCACCGUCGAGCGGUUCUCGGCCGCGCUCGAGGAGUCGGUGCGGCUCAGGCUCAGGCAGGGGCUCGCCAAGGGCGUCGCCAUCGGCAGCAACGGCGUCACCUUCGCCAUCUGGGCCUUCAACGUCUGGUACGGCAGCCGCCUCGUCAUGUACCACGGCUACCAGGGCGGCACCGUCUUCGCCAUCUCCUCCAUCAUCGUCAAUGGCGGCCUGGCGCUGGGGAACGCCUUGUCGAACUUGAAGUACUUCUCGGAGGCGGGCUCGGCGGCGGAGAGGAUUAUGGAGGUGAUCCGGCGGGUGCCCAAGAUCGACUCGGGAAGCGACGCCGGCGAGGAGCUCACCAGCUUCGCCGGCCAGGUGGAGUUCAGGAACGUCCAGUUCUGCUACCCGUCACGCCCGGAGAGCCCCGUCCUGGUCGACUUCAACCUGCACGUGCCGGCGGGGAGCACGGUGGCGCUGGUCGGCGGCAGCGGGUCGGGGAAGUCGACGGUGAUCGCGCUGCUGGAGCGGUUCUACGACCCAGCGGCCGGGGAGGUGGCGCUGGACGGCGUGGGCAUCCGCCGGCUGCGGCUCAAGUGGCUGCGCUCGCAGAUGGGGCUCGUCAGCCAGGAGCCGGCGCUGUUCGCCAUGUCGGUGCGGGAGAACGUGCUGCUCGGCAAGGAGGAUGCCACGGCGGCGGAGGUCACCGCCGCGGCCAAGGCGGCCGACGCCCACAGCUUCAUCUCGCAGCUGCCGCAAGGCUACGAUACACAGGUGGGAGAGUGCGGCAUCCAAUUGUCCGGAGGGCAAAAGCAAAGAAUUGCUAUUGCCAGAGCAAUCAUAAAGUCACCCAAGAUCCUCCUCGAUGAAGCCACAAGUGCAUUAGACACAAAAUCAGAGCGUGCUGUGCAGGCAGCACUAGACCUGGCUUCUGUGGGCCGUACUACUAUUGUCGUUGCACAUCGCCUCUCUACUGUACGAAAUGCUGACAUGAUUGCUGUCAUGCAGUCUGGUGAAGUCAAGGAGCAGGGUUCCCAUGAUGAUCUCAUUGCCAAUGAGAAUGGCCUCUACUCCACUCUUGUCCAUCUUCAGAAAACCAAAGAUUCAGGUGAGAUUAAUAACCAGAUUAGUGGAAUUGGUACAGUGUCUGCUGCUAUAGGACAAUCCGAGAGACACAGUAUGAGCAGGAGGUUUUCUUGGCCUCUCAGGUCAAGCUCGGCACGAUCAGUGGGUGAUGCAAAACAUGAUGGCAACAAAGAGGUGCCAAACCUCUCUUCCCCAUCUUUCAGAAGGCUACUUAUGCUUAAUGCACCAGAGUGGAAGCAGGCAUUGGUGGGGAGCUUUAGUGCAGUUCUGUUUGGAAGCAUACAGCCUAUCUAUGCAUAUGUCAUGGGGAGCAUGUUCUCAGUCUACUUCUUGACAGAUCACUCCGAGAUCAUAGAUAGAACAAGGGUCUAUGCACUCGUCUUUGCCGCUCUUGCGGUGCUCUCAUUGUUGCUCAAUAUGUUGCAGCACUAUAACUUCGGUGCCAUGGGGGAAUACCUUACAAAGAGGAUUAGGGAACAGAUGCUCACAAAAAUUCUUACUUUCGAGAUCGAAUGGUUUGACAGUGAUGAGAACUCCACAGGAGCCAUAUGCUCGCGGCUUGCCAAGGAUGCCAAUGUUGUGAGGUCACUUGUUGGGGAUCGAAUGGCGCUUGUAAUCCAGACAAUUUCCGCUGUGUUGAUUGCAUGCACCAUAGGCUUGGUCACUUCUUGGCGCUUGGCGCUUGUCAUGAUAGCAGUGCAGCCACUAAUUAUUGCUUGCUUUUAUGCCCGUUGUGUCUUACUAAGGAGCAUGUCCAAGAAAUCACUACAGGCACAGUUUGAGAGCAGCAAGCUAGCUGCUGAGGCCGUCUCCAAUAUUCGCACCAUCACUGCUUUCUCGUCCCAGAGCCUCAUAUUACACCUAUUUGACCAAACACAGGAAGGACCACGCAAAGAAAGUGUUCGGCAGUCAUGGUAUGCAGGACUUGGUCUCGGCACCUCUGUGGGUCUUAUGGCAUGCACUUGGGCCCUCGAUUUCUGGUAUGGUGGCAAGCUCAUGGCUGAGAAUCAGAUUACUGCCAAGGCUCUCUUCCAAACCUUCAUGAUUCUAGUAAGCACAGGCCGUGUAAUUGCAGAGGCAGGUAGCAUGACAACAGACCUCCUUAAAGGUGCUGAAUCAGCCUCUUCCGUUUUUGCUGUUCUUGAUCGGGAAACUAAAAUUGACCCUGACAAUCCUGAGGGAUACAAACCGAAGAGGCUGAAAGGCGGGGUGGAAUUUACAGGAGUUGACUUUGCAUACCCUUCUAGGCCAAAUGUGAUUAUAUUCAAAGGGUUGUCCUUGACAAUACAUCAAGGAAAAUCAACAGCCCUAGUUGGGCAAAGUGGUUCUGGCAAGUCAACCAUCAUUGGGCUUAUAGAGCGAUUCUAUGACCCACUUAAAGGGAUUGUGAAGAUUGAUGGCAGAGACAUAAAAAUGUACAAUCUGCAUGCAUUGCAGCGACAUAUUGGGUUGGUAAGCCAGGAGCCAACACUGCUUGCAGGUACAAUCAGAGAGAACAUCAUGUAUGGCACAGAAAUAGCAAGCGAGACUGAAAUUGAGGAUGCAGCAAGGUCCGCAAAUGCACAUGACUUCAUCAGCAACCUCAAGGAUGGAUAUGACACAUGGUGCGGUGAGCGAGGCUUUCAGAUUUCAGGAGGGCAGAAGCAACGCAUUGCAAUUGCCCGUGCCAUCUUGAAGAAUCCAGCUAUCUUGCUACUAGAUGAAGCUACAAGUGCACUAGACAGCCACUCCGAAAAGGUGGUGCAAGAGGCAUUGGAACGAGUUAUGAUGGGGAGAACAAGCGUAGUGGUGGUACACAGGCUCAGCACUAUCCAGAAGUGUGACUUGAUUGUUGUGCUUGAGAAAGGAAUUGUUGUCGAGAAAGGAACACAUGCAUCCCUCAUGGCCAAGGCACCCUCUGGAAAAUACUUUGGAUUAGUUACCUUGCAGCAAGGGGGCAGCUGA
This is a messenger RNA of Panicum virgatum (switchgrass), 3726 nucleotides long. RefSeq names its product putative multidrug resistance protein. Gene Ontology annotation, molecular function: ATP binding; ATP hydrolysis activity; ABC-type transporter activity. The transcript has 6 exons. The record is from RefSeq and is a predicted model, not a curated record. Lineage: Eukaryota; Viridiplantae; Streptophyta; Magnoliopsida; Poales; Poaceae. Gene Ontology annotation, biological process: transmembrane transport. Gene Ontology annotation, cellular component: membrane. The coding region runs from base 1 to 3726 and encodes 1241 amino acids.